GGUUUUAUUUUUUUAGGGAGCUUGCGCGCCCUUCUUGGUUUGAGGAACUUCAAAUCGGGGAGAUCGAAGUCAUGAUUCCCGGGAGGUCACAGGAACUACCCCGAGGGCCAUAGUCUCCUUGAUUUUAACGGCUCUGAGCAGCGUCGGUCUCCGGGCUCUGGAGCUGUCUGGCACCCCAGCUGCCUCCUCUUCUCCGUUGAUGACCUCAGAGUUGGAGCGCUGUGCCGUCAACGCUGUGCGUGUGUGGCGGAUGCCCCCUCGGCAUUGUGGAUUGAAGGAGGCCACACAGCUACUCCUGACAGAGAGGAGCCAUGAGAUGUAGCCAACCAAACCAGGAAGGAUAAUUCGGGCUGCAGGAAACUACGGAACCAAAGUAAGAGACGACAAAUUCCCACAUCCUGCGGGAAGACCACAGAGCUGCUCCAUAUCGCCCACGAAUACCUUUGCACCUCAAGUUUUCCGCAACCUUCGUGCAGGGCCUGACGCGGACGCUGGCACGGCAGGGCGGGUGUCUCUGCGGGGACGUGGGGGGUGCUGCCGGGACCGCUGCAGUCGACGCGGGAAGAGACAUCAAACCAAGGUCUCGCUGUCAGCGGCUCUGCGGCGCCCCCUGUGGAUGGCUCAGGUCACUGCCCAGGUCUGGAAGCUGCUUUGGGGCGAGGAGACCCCGCCUCCGGGCUGCGGGCUGCCGGAAGUCCUCCGCAUUACGUCAUUCUCGCACGCCAGCCGGCGGCGGUGGAGUCGCACGUUUUCGUGGGGAGUGAAGAGCCACGCCAGGAUGGGAGAUGUGGUGGAAGAUGAGGUGCAGUUCUACACCAAGGCGGAGCGCUACUGGCAGGAGGUGCCGCCCACCGUGGACGGCAUGCUGGGGGGCUACGGCAGCAUUUCCACCAUCGACAUCAACAGCUCCAAGAAGUUCCUGAAGAGGUUCCUGGGGGAGGGGCAGGGGAAGACGGGCACGAGCUGCGCCCUGGACUGCGGCGCGGGCAUCGGCCGCAUCACCAAGCGCCUGCUGUUGCCGCUGUUCCGCGCGGUGGACAUGGUGGACGUGACGCCCGAGUUCCUGGAGAAGGCGCGGGCCUACCUGGGCGAGGAGGGCAAGAGGGUGGACAACUACUACUGCUGCGGCCUGCAGGACUUCCAGCCCCAGCCCGGCCGCUACGACGUCAUCUGGAUCCAGUGGGUCAUCGGUCACCUGACGGACGAGCACCUGGUGGGGUUCCUGCGGCGCUGCCGGGGCGGCCUGCGGCCGGGGGGGCUGAUCGUGGUGAAGGACAACGUGGCGCACGAGGGCGUGAUCCUGGACGAGGUGGACAGCAGCGUGUGCCGGGACCUGCCCACGCUGCGCGGCCUGAUCCAGCGGGCCGGCCUGCAGGUGCUGAGGGAGGAGCGCCAGGAGAACUUCCCCAAGGACAUCUACCCCGUCCAGACGCUGGCGCUCCGCUAGGACCGGCCCGGGGAGGGGUGAGGGGUGGGGGCAGUGCAGUCUGAGCCCCCGGCUGUUGGAAAGGUACUUCACCAGUGGCCCAGCUGUCAGUGUGCGUGUCUGUGCACCCACCUGUGUGUGUGUGUGAAGUGUGUUUAAGCACACACCAGAGUGUGUGCACGCCUCUGAGCACGUACCUGUGUGAGAGUCAGUCCGAAGGGCUGUGCGAGUGGCUCUCUCUGUGGGCUCAAG
Molecule: messenger RNA, 1678 nt
Organism: Lepisosteus oculatus (spotted gar)
Lineage: Eukaryota; Metazoa; Chordata; Actinopteri; Semionotiformes; Lepisosteidae
Source: RefSeq, a predicted model, not a curated record